CUCUCAUGUGGGACAAAUAUUUGACGUGGCAUGAAGUCCGGACAUAACACAUCUGCUCAUCAUAAUCAUCCCUCCUACUCUCUUCAGCUCAGUUGCCUUCACACAUCUGCAGGUACCGGUCCAGCUGAAGGUCUAGGAUGUGGCUGAUCGUGUUGGCUGGCUUGUUUCAGCUCGGUUCGGUUUAUGAUGUGGAUCAGAAGAAGCUGGAGGGACUGGCAAAGGCGAAGGUGGAGUCAUGUGGUGGAUGACAGCUGAACAGACUUAGAGAGGUCAAAGCCUUUGUAGUCCAGGAUAUUCCCCUUUACCAUAAUCUGGUGAUGAAGCACAUUCCUGGGGCUGAUCCUGAGCUUGUCCUCCUCAACCACUAUUAUGAAGAACUAGAUCGGAUCGCUCUGACCGACAUGACCCGCUCUGAAAUCAAUGAGCUGCUGGGAAAACUGGGUUUCUACAAGAAAGCUAAAGAAGAGGACGAGGUCCCCGAGGAGUUCCGCUUCUCCCCCGCCAAAGACAGCCCGUUUAAAGACGAGCCCACUCCCAGAUCCUCAUCAGAGCCCAAACACGCUGACCUAUAACCUUCAGAAUGGGACAAAAAAUAAACACUACAGCGCUGCUUACUGAUACUAACUUCAUUAUAAAGCAAAUCAUGGCUUAGAUCGUAGAGAAAAAGGGAAAUCGGACUAUAACCAGCCAAUCAAUGUGAACAUUUAUGCCACUGGCUCUUUUUUAUAUAUUUACAACCCAGCAAGUCAUUUUUCCAGUGCUUUUCUACAAAGACUGUUUUAUUUUGUCCAUCAUGCGUCUGCUGUCUUUAGUAUCCUCUCCUCGCCAGAGUUUGUUUGUGAUCGCCUCACACCUGCAGAGAAACUGAAUGAAGCUUCAGGUUAAAAGUCAGGCGACUGGCCUGAAGCUGAUGCUGCUGGUUCUGGUGGGUUCUGGUGAAGCACACACACACCAACUCAGAUGGAAAGGUUGGAAGAUAAAAAUAAAAACCUCUCUAAAAAUC
This is a messenger RNA of Nothobranchius furzeri (turquoise killifish), 1003 nucleotides long. It is a transcript of the gene selenom, whose product is annotated as selenoprotein M. The record is from RefSeq and is a predicted model, not a curated record. Gene Ontology annotation, cellular component: endoplasmic reticulum lumen. Gene Ontology annotation, molecular function: oxidoreductase activity. Lineage: Eukaryota; Metazoa; Chordata; Actinopteri; Cyprinodontiformes; Nothobranchiidae.